Molecule: messenger RNA, 4470 nt
Organism: Linum tenue
Lineage: Eukaryota; Viridiplantae; Streptophyta; Magnoliopsida; Malpighiales; Linaceae
Source: the annotation of a GenBank genome assembly
GAUAAUGAUUCAUCCCCACGAUUCUCAAUAUUAUGAUUAUUCAUCUUAAAAGUCUCAAGAGCAUAACUGUUGCUCUAUCUAAAAAAUCUCAACCGAGCAAUGCAUUGAUGUUAGUGACUAAAAACUCGUAAAACUAAUUCACCUUCAGUGAAGGUGAAGUACUUCUUAAAGAUAAACAUGUUUAUUAAACUUCAACUUACUCAUAAGUAAAACAUGCAAUAUAACGUAUAACAAUAAUUCACAUGUAAUCACAUGCAUCAUAUAGACAUACAUAGACAGAUAUGUCACAUAGUAGUAAAUCUCAAAAACUUAAAUACCAUCAGGCAUAAAAUUUACCCUCUUUAGUAAGUGGACCUCAGCCAACAGUACCUAGAUAACCUAUAAUCUGAAAAGAUACUAACUUUAGUCGGUCAUCCUCCAAAAUAGUCCUUGCUUAGUCCCAAAAUUCUUUAAAAAGGUGCUAAAUCUCUUUUAAAUAAUCUCCUCGAAAACUAAAAUUUUCCUCCAUUUGUUUAAGACUUAAAUUAUUACUAUUAACUCAAAUUCCGAUUUUGACUGCUUUAGGGAUGGCAAUCAAACCCAUGCCCGCGGGUAGGUGACCGCCCCCAUCCAGUCAACGCGAGGAAUUCCUGCAUUGACUGAGCAUGGGGAGGCUAUGGGUAAAAUCUGCAAAACCAUACCCGACCCACCAAAAAUAUUUCUUCACAUAUAAAAAAUACAUUGAUCAAAUUGAAACCUAUCAAUGAUAGUGGAUAUAACUUAAUAUAAUAUAUAGUAGAAAUGCAAAUGAGUGGCCACCCAAAUCCAAAUCUAAUUCCUUUACGUCAAUUCUCCCUUCGUUCUUUUAUGUUUCCCUCUUGUUAACAAGAUAAUUAUGUUAGUUAUGUAUUAUUGCGUAGAUGUAUUAGAGUUAGAAAUUACUUAUUUAGAAAAUAGUAUAAUCUAUCUUAUUGAUUAAUAGAUAUUUCGGAUUAUACGAUUUGAACUGUAUUAAGAAUGAUUGCAUAUUUGUUGACUUAACGAUAUAGUAGGUUUGUUUACCAUUAUAAUUGAAAAUUUACAUGUAAAGUCUUAGGUAUAAUGAUGUUAAAUGUACGAGGCGGGUAUUGCCUAUGGGUACCCAAAAUCCACAGGUAUUGGGAAGGGUUUGCAAAACCUUUCCCACAUAUGUAUGGGUAUGAGUAUGGAAGGAGUACGAGUUUGGGUAUUUGAAAGUGGAGAUUGGGAUGCAGGGCCGGCCCAGUGCUGGUUAGACCCACAGCACAGGGCCUCAAAUUUUUGGGGCCUCACAUAAUAGAAGUUCGUAGGCCGCGGGCCAGAGUAUACCUGGGCCUCAUAAUGCGGCGGAGCUCACCCCUAGCAAGGCCCACCCAACCUGGGCCGCGGAGCUGCCCUUUAUAUAUAUAUAUAAAGGGCAGGCGAUGUGAAUCGAACCAUAGACCCCCUUUUUAUUCAAAACAUAUUCAACCACUCAGCUGGAAGUUAUUUGAUGUGUAUAAGCUAGCAGUUAGUUUAUUUACCCCUCUCUUCUUCUCUUUCUCCAAAAUUUCUCAACUUUCUAAAACCAUCCAAUGCCUAAAUAUUAAUUAUUCACGCCCAAUUUUAAUUAAAUCCUAAUAAAUGUUCAUCCAUACUAUACAAACUCUUAAUCAGCUUGUUUUAAGUUCUAUCCUUUUUCCUUUUUCUUUUGUAUGUGACUUAAUAUUGAUUGGAAAUUUGAAAUCAUUAAUCUUUGAUUUCAAUUUUUAAUUACGUCAACCCAAAAUUUUGAAAAAGGUAGUUCUAAGCGUAAAAGAAAAUAGAGAAUUGAUAAAUUUGAAUAUUAGUAGCCGAUCUUGAUGGCGAUUCGAAAAUUAGAAGUGAAACAAAAUCUUUUGCACAAAUGAACUUGGUAAUUUUUUGUUUAUUGUGUCAUUAGUUAUUUGUGUAUGAAAUAUUGCACUCAAUAAAUUCGGUUUGUAAAUAUUUACAUAGACAAUAUAGAAGGGCUAAUAAAAGAUUUUAUUUCAAAUAAUACUAGACAAUUGUUACUCUUUGAACUAUGAUGGAUAACAUUAUUACUUUUGUAAUCAUUUUCUGAACUUGUGUAAUUUUAUUAUUAUUUAAUAAAUUUUAUUUGUAAUAAAUGUGCGAGACAAAAUUUUGGGGCCACGUUUAAAAUUGUCGAAUAGGGCCUCCAAUUAUCAUUGGACGACGGUCUUGUUGGGAUGGGAAUGGGGAUGGUUUAGGCCCCCAACCCGCUCCAUUGCCAGACUGGGAGAGGAGUUCUCUCUCUCUGACUCGAGGCUGACUUGAAGGAAGAAGGAAGUGAGCAGGCUGCUGAAAGGGGCGAGCGACUCAUUUACUUGUUCUUUCUUUCUCAUUUUCUUUCACUGGAUAGCGGAAUUUCGGAAACUUUUUGAGAAUUCCCCCAUGAAUUGGACUUGAGGGGAGGGGAGGGGAGAUAGUUAGAUCGGUUCAGUAUGGCAUAUCGGAGAAGGGGUCAGCCGUCGCCGCCGUCUUACUAUUAUUCAUACGAGAAUCAGAGGGAUGAGAGAAAGGGGAGAGAAGGCGAGGAAAGAGCAGCGCUAGAUUCAACUUCGACUGCCACCGGACUUGCCGCCAAAGCCAUCAGAGCAUCCUCCGCCGCCCAAACCCUCCGUGAGUCCUCACUUUCUUCCGCUUACACCUUGCCUCCCUCUCCUUCCUCUGCUCCUUCUUCUUCAUCUUCUUUCUCCGCCAAUGCUCCUGCUACCGCUGCUGCUGCUGAUUUUAAGGAUUCCGCCCUCAGUCCCCACGCUUAUACUUCCAUGAGUAGCUUCAACCAAUCUAAUCGCAAUCCCAACCCCAACCCCGAUCCCGAUCCCAAUCAUAAUCCCAAACCAGGUGGUUUUUGGGGUUCUCUUGCUAGGAAAGCUAAAUCCUUUCUCGACGACGAUGAUGCUAAUGAAAAUGAAAAUGGGAAGCAGCAGAAUCAGCAACCCCGACCCCAGUACCAACAAGACCAUGAUUUCGUGCCCCGACAGGACCGGCAACCUCACUCUCCUCCCCCAGAUCCUCAGCCGAUGUCUGAACCGGCUAGCUCCUUGCCGAAGAGUGACACUCGCCACCCCCCACUAAAUGGAGGCUAUAGAAAGAAAGAAGGUCCUGUGUUACGCAAAGGGCUCAAUGCAAUUUCGUCUUCAAUUAACUACAUUGGCAAUGCCGUUGAGGAGGGCCUCAUGAAGGUGGAGAACCGAACAGCUGACAUCAUCCAAGAAACACGCAAGCAUAUCAGGAAAAAGCCUGGUGGUACUGCCACAAAGAACCCAACAAACAGUCAAACUACUGCAUGGCAGCAACCUCCAGUGCAGUCACCUGUGCAGGCCCAGAUGCAAGCUGAUCUAGAGCUUCAAUUGAAGGCAUCUCGCGACGUUGCUAUGGCAAUGGCUGCCAAAGCAAAACUACUUCUUCGGGAGCUGAAAACUGUUAAAGCUGAUUUAGCUUUUGCCAAGGAAAGGUGUGCUCAGCUGGAGGAGGAAAAUAAAGUCCUCAGAGAGAGUCACGAAAGGGGAGAUAACCUGGAAGAUGAUGAUCUGGUUAUUUCUAAAGCUGCAGGAAUGGCGAUAUCUCGAGGAGGAGACUCUCUGGCUUUAGUCAAGAUUCGGCUUCAACUUGAGACACUGCUAGCAGAGAAGGCACGGUUGGCACAUGAGAAUUCAGUUUGUGCUCGCGAAAAUCGGUUCCUAAGGGAAGUAGUGGAAUAUCACCAACUUACAAUGCAGGAUGUAGUGUACUUGGACGAAGGAACUGAAGAAGUCACAGAAGUAUACCCUAUCAAGGUAGUGUCAAAUACCCCGUCCAACCCCAGUGCAGAGAUGUCCAAUUGUACAAGCCUUGUCGGGGAUCGAGAAAUGUUGGUGCACCCUGUGCCACCGCCUGGACUGGGCUAGGAGCUCCCAAUCCGCCAGAUUGGCGUGCCCCACUUCAUUAGGGUGUGGCUAUUGAUUCAGAGUAGCGACUACAAACCAUCAAUGUGAAUGGUAAAGUUCUCCCAUAUCUUUUGUUCUGGAGAAAUAUCUUUGUAUACAGUUUAUACCUAAUUGCCAAAGUUGGUCAGUUUGUUACUGGUAUAUAUAAACUAUCUUUACGUGCUUUGGUAAAUUUGUCGACAGCAGGGAACUGUUUUUAUGAUUCUUCUGCCUGCUCUGCCCUGAGUUACUACUGUAAUUUACUAAAUUGGGUGUUGCCCUCCAUAAAUUCCGACUUAGCCUGGGAUAGUGGGAUAAGUUGGGACCUAGCUAGUUCUGUAUUUGUAACUGUAAGGUUGUCAACUUUGUUUAGUCUGUUGGCCUGGUUGAGCUAGUGGGUUGAGGAUUAAUGGUAUAAUCAUUUUAAUCCCGUUUAGUCAAGAUAGUCAAGAUAUAUGAAAAAAAUAAUUAUAUUGUUUAUUACAUUUAUAAAUUAUUUCAAAUCUUAUGCGUAAUAAUAUAUGCAUAGGAGGAUAUGGGA